Plasmodium coatneyi is the source of this 831-nucleotide messenger RNA. Its product is annotated as KIR-like protein. NCBI's taxonomy places the organism in Eukaryota, Apicomplexa, Aconoidasida, Haemosporida, Plasmodiidae. The transcript is spliced from 2 exons. The coding region runs from base 1 to 831 and encodes 276 amino acids. The record is from RefSeq and is a predicted model, not a curated record.
AUGUCAGGAUCGGAGGAUCUGUUAAAAAGUUUACCUUCAUGGACCCACUACUAUGAGAAAUUCGAAAAGAGCCCCCCAGGAUGUACAGAUACAAAUAAAUGCAACACGGAAAGAGAUAGUUAUGGAUUACUUAAUAGGGGUCUAGGGAACGAGCACGUUCAAGCUGGGAAUACACUGGCCUAUAUAUACGAAACAUACGGAGGAGGUCAACAUAGGAAACCAGCCGAAUGUGAAGCGCUGCACUUCUUCUUUUAUUGGUUGGGUGACAAAUUACCUGAGAGUGCAAAAAAUGUUGCCUUUCAAGCUAUGAUAAGUACUAUUUGCAGCGCAAUAAAUAGUCCUUCUGAGAAACAAGCAUGUGGAAUUCCCCGUGAUGAUCAAUCAGUUGACAAGGACCUCUUCCUGCAUAGAAAAAUCAUAUUCGAUUUCUGGUAUGACCAUCCUACUAUACAGGUGCUUCUAGAAAAUAGUGGAUCCGAAGGACUUGAGAAAUGUGAAAAGUACAUACAGCGCGUAAAAGCAGCACAUUCCGCUGUGGCUAUAAACUGUGCGACGGAAACUACUCGUAGUUACUGCACCACAUUUUGGAAAGACCAUCAGGAAAAAAUUAACCUGGCACUAGCACAACUGCAAUCUAAAUUUGAUUCUGCACAGCAAAGAAUACAACGCAAAGCAAUAACAGCAUCCAACCAGUUAAACGAUGCUAUCCAUCAAGCAAACAAAGCUUCUUCUCUUUCUUCUGCUUUUGGUACCUUAGCAGCAUUAGAAUUACCAGCAUUGGCAUAUUUUCUAUAUAAGGUAAAAAAUUACAAUUACAGUUCCGAAAUAUAA